Messenger RNA from Penicillium chermesinum, 486 nucleotides. RefSeq names its product allergenic cerato-platanin Asp F13 (gene aspf13). The transcript has a single exon. The record is from RefSeq and is a predicted model, not a curated record. Lineage: Eukaryota; Fungi; Ascomycota; Eurotiomycetes; Eurotiales; Aspergillaceae. Bases 1 to 486 code for a protein of 161 amino acids.
AUGAAGUCCUUCACUGCCAUCUCCUGCACUGUCCUGGCCGCUCUCCAGGUGGCCGCUGCUGCUCCCAGCACUCUGGUAUCAAGCGUCCGACCUACGAGCACCACCGAGUCUUCAGACUCAGCUAAGGGAGCUGCCGCCGGCACCUCAGUCUCCAUCUCCUACGAUCCAGUAUACUCCGCCUCUCUGUCCAUGGACCAAGUUAAAUGUUCCAACGGAAUCAAUGGAGUGAAGUAUGCCACGGUUGGCGACCUGCCGAACUUCCCCUACGUUGGAGGGGCCCCCACCAUCUCUGGCACCGACACCAACUGCGGCAAGUGCUACGAAGUGGACUAUAACGGAAAAUCCGUCUAUAUCCUCGCCAUUGACUAUUCUACUGGCUUCAACCUCAACCCCGAUGCUUUCACCGCCUUGACAGGUGACUUGAAUCUUGGUCGAGUUGAGGGUACCUACACCGAGGUUGACGGCAGCUUCUGCAAACAGCCUUAG